Messenger RNA from Drosophila santomea, 6042 nucleotides. RefSeq lists its product as uncharacterized. Lineage: Eukaryota; Metazoa; Arthropoda; Insecta; Diptera; Drosophilidae. The record is from RefSeq and is a predicted model, not a curated record. The transcript has 6 exons. Gene Ontology annotation, molecular function: nucleic acid binding; zinc ion binding. Gene Ontology annotation, biological process: DNA integration. The coding region runs from base 1 to 6042 and encodes 2013 amino acids.
AUGGAGCCAACUGAGGCGCAGCGCAAUACUCGCUUCGAAAUAGAGGAACUGUUUAUCCACGCCAAGGUUUGCGUUCAGGAGCAACUUGGACCAGACGCUAACAGCACCGGCAUUCAUGAAUCUACGGUUAAUUUUGGGCACACAUCUGCAGUUAAGCUCCCGCGCUUAUCAUUGCCGACAUUUGACGGCAAAUACUGCGAGUACCAAAACUUUAUCUUGUCGUUUAACCAAGUUAUUGGCCACCAGCCAUCCAUGUCUAAGAUCGAGAAGUUCAACCAGUUGUUAAACUGUCUUCGAGGACCAGCCCUUGAAACGGUUCGAGCUUUCCAGGUGACCGCAGACAACUACACAAAGGCUCUGGACCGCUUAAAGCAGCGCUAUGACAACCCGACUCUCGUAUUUUUGGAUAACAUAUCGUCACUCUUCGCAUUGCCAACUGUCGCCAAGUCAAAUGGUCAGCAGUUGCGCAGCCUAAUCGAUAAUGCAUCCGCAUUAUACAACUCGUUGCGUUCGUUGAGCACCGAGCCACAGAUUUGCGAGGCCAUGCUCAUCUCCAUAGUUAUGGGCAAAGUGGACCAGGAGACUAAGAGGAAGUGGAAUAAGUCGCUGGACUACACUACGUUGCCUUCGUGGGACAAAUGCGUUGGAGUCGUUGAACGUCAUUGUCAAUAUUUGGAAUCGGAUAAGAAGCCUCCUGCUGAAGCCCCUAUGAGUCAACCAGGUGGCCAUAGGUCGCGCUCGCAGAGGAAUCAGGCAACGCAGGUGCCGGCUAUACUCAAGGGUCUCCCGCCGCAUCAUUGGACAUCGUUGGACAUCCUCCAAGAAGCCAUAGAGCAGAUGGAGCCAACUGAGGCGCAGCGCAAUACUCGCUUCGAAAUAGAGGAACUGUUUAUCCACGCCAAGGUUUGCGUUCAGGAGCAACUUGGACCAGACGCUAACAGCACCGGCAUUCAUGAAUCUACGGUUAAUUUUGGGCACACAUCUGCAGUUAAGCUCCCGCGCUUAUCAUUGCCGACAUUUGACGGCAAAUACUGCGAGUACCAAAACUUUAUCUUGUCGUUUAACCAAGUUAUUGGCCACCAGCCAUCCAUGUCUAAGAUCGAGAAGUUCAACCAGUUGUUAAACUGUCUUCGAGGACCAGCCCUUGAAACGGUUCGAGCUUUCCAGGUGACCGCAGACAACUACACAAAGGCUCUGGACCGCUUAAAGCAGCGCUAUGACAACCCGACUCUCGUAUUUUUGGAUAACAUAUCGUCACUCUUCGCAUUGCCAACUGUCGCCAAGUCAAAUGGUCAGCAGUUGCGCAGCCUAAUCGAUAAUGCAUCCGCAUUAUACAACUCGUUGCGUUCGUUGAGCACCGAGCCACAGAUUUGCGAGGCCAUGCUCAUCUCCAUAGUUAUGGGCAAAGUGGACCAGGAGACUAAGAGGAAGUGGAAUAAGUCGCUGGACUACACUACGUUGCCUUCGUGGGACAAAUGCGUUGGAGUCGUUGAACGUCAUUGUCAAUAUUUGGAAUCGGAUAAGAAGCCUCCUGCUGAAGCCCCUAUGAGUCAACCAGGUGGCCAUAGGUCGCGCUCGCAGAGGAAUCAGGCAAGUCUGUCCUUCAAUUGCACCACACAAACUUGUAACAUCUGUUCACAGACAGACCACAAGACCUUUAGAUGCCCAGAACUAAUCAAUCUCGCCCUAGAUAAUCGCCUCAAUGCAAUAAAGCGCCACAAGCUAUGCAUUAAUUGCCUUGGCAGGGGUCAUCUUGUAGCCAACUGCCCGUCGACGCGGAGGUGCCACUCAUGUGCACUACCGCAUCACUCGCUGCUUCAUCGGCCAUCGCCAGGAUCGGCCGCAGCUCCCUUGCCACUCCCUCAAGCGGAGCCUGUACAAGUUUCGGACGCAGUCGCGCAUACUCACACGGAGUCUCGUUCCGACUGUGUCAUUCUGGCCACGGCACUGAUUCUGGUCAAGGAUGCAUCUGGAAGCUACAAAAUAGGAAGAGCGCUUCUGGAUUCAUGUUCUCAGGUGAAUUUCAUAUCCGAGGAGUUUGCUCAAAGACUUCGACUGCCACGGAGCAAGCUCAACCUCGAGAUUCGUAGCAUUGGUGAGACACAAACGCGAAUUAAACACCAUGCAACCACCAAUAUCAAGUCGAGGCACAAUGGAUUCGAGUUGCUCCUUGAUUUUUGCGUGACAUCCCACAUUGCCUAUCAUCCAGAAUCGGAAAUUGACAUUUCUGCGUGGAACUUUCCGCAGCACUCAUCUCUUGCUGACGAGAGCUUUAACAAGUCUCGUCGGAUCGAUCUGCUUUUGGAGACGGAAACCUUCUUCGAUAUAUUGGCAGUCGGCCAAGUUAAAUUAGGAAAGGAUCUGCCCGUACUACAAAAAACACUACUUGGAUGGAUAGUGUCUGGUCGAUGUCGAGCUCAUCCCAGAACACUCCAUCAGUACUCAUCUAUCGCAUUAACAGAAAUUGACCAAAAAAUGGAACGGCUAUGGCGCAUCGAUUAUGUGGAGCCUCCUGAGAUCACACUUACGCCAGAGCAGCGAAACUGUGAGGAGUUCUACACCAAAACGGUAAGACGUAAUUCAGAUGGUCGAUUGGAAGUACGACUUCCAUUUAAAGAUGAACCUACCGUUCUCGGAGCCUCAUUCGACAUUGCCAAAAGGAGAUUCCUCUCCCUCGAACGCAGCCUAUGCAAAAGGCCUGAGGUAGGGGCCAAAUAUGUUGAAUUUAUGCAGGAGUUUCAAAAUCUGGGACACAUGAGUCCCGUGAGCCAUCCACAGUUAAACACUCCGCAUUAUUAUAUUCCGCACCACUGCGUGCUCAAGCCUAAUAGCACAUCAACAAAGCUCAGAGUGGUUUUCGACGCAUCCUGCAAGACGACGUCCCAGAAAUCGCUCAACGACAUUCUGAUGGUCGGGCCGACCAUUCAGCCAGAUCUUUAUACACUACUCCUGCGUUUUCGGAUACAUCGCUAUGCCAUCACUGCUGAUGUGGUCAAGAUGUUCCGCCAAGUCAACAUGUUUGCCGAGGAUCGCAGAUUCCAAUACAUUCUUUGGAGAGCGUCGCCAUCGCAACCAUUGAGCACCUUCGAAUUGAAUACUGUAACUUAUGGCACAGCGGCUGCACCGUAUCUAGCCAUACGCAGUUUGUCAUAUCUAGCCGACAAAUUCAUGGACAAAUUGGAGAUUGGAGCUAAAGCCAUCAAAUCGUCUUUCUAUGUGGAUGACUUCCUAGGUGGAGCGGAUACGUUUGUCGAUGACGCUACAGUCAAACAUUUGCAGUUGGACGACGAAAUGCUAACCAGCACGCUUGGCCUAAAGUGGGACCAAGUACGGGACACAUUCAUGUUCUCGUUCUCGCCAAGAUUCGAUUCGGACCACGUCACCAAGCGCUCGAUUUUGUCCAUAGCCUCUUCGCUGUUUGAUCCGUUGGGAUUAGUUACUCCCAUCAUCAUAGUGGCAAAAAUUAUCCUCCAGGAGCUGUGGCUCCUAAAACUACAUUGGGACGAGUCAGUACCCCAAGGCAUUCAUACAGCUUGGAUGUCCCUGCUUGCAUCGCUUUCGUCGUUGGAGUCUGUAGCAAUACCACGAUAUUGCCUCCAAUCAGCGAUACAUACCUUUCAAAUACACGGCUUUUGUGACGCCUCCAUUCGAGCGUAUGGAUGCUGCAUCUACGCUCGCACAAUCGGAUCAGAUGGGCUGACCAAGGUACAGCUAAUCACAUCGAAGUCCAGAGUUGCUCCCACCAAGAAGCUAUCUCUGCCGAAAUUAGAACUGUGUGGAGCACAUUUGUUAGCACAGCUCUACAAAAAAAUCAUUAGAAUCUUCGCUGACAGAAAGCCGACUUCGUUCUUAUGGUGCGAUUCUCAAAUUGUUCUACAUUGGAAUCGCCAACACUCGGCCACCUUAUCAACCUUUGUCGGCAAUCGAAUUGCCGAAAUUCAAGAACUCACGUCAGAUUGCCACUGGAAACAUGUUCCUACUCACUGCAACCCGGUUGAUAUCUUGUCCAGGGGCUGCACUAUCACCGAGUUGGAACAAUCGAUAUGGUUCGAGGGACCUGAGUUCCUAGGCCAAGAUCAUCAACAUUGGCCAAAGGACAGUCGAGACAACAGUGACAUUGAUAUGGAAACUGUCCAACUGGAGAAGAGAAAAUCAGCCUUUGCCGUACACACGACUAGUAAUCAACUACUUGAAGGAAUCUACAAGAUCAGUUCGCAUCAUCGCUGCCUACUAGUUAUCGCUUGGGUGUACAGAUUUACUCAGCGCUGCCGUAAACUAACGCCAUUCCAAUCACCUUCGCCGACGCCAGCAGAACUGAUGCGGGCGCUACAUUGCAUCGUCUGGAAUAUUCAAACUAUUCACUUCGCUCAAGAGAUGUCCUCGGUCCUGAAGGGCCAUCCGAUUCGCACUAACCUUAAAAAUCUUAGUCUCUUCCUCCAGGUUACAGAUGGCUUCCAAAUGCUAAAGGUCGGAGGGCGCCUGGAGCUAGCAGACUACCCAAAAACCCAAAAGCAUCCUGUGCUGCUCCCAGCUAAGGAUCCAUUUGUGUCACAGUUCGCUCGCCAUCUUCAUCUACAGAACUAUCACGCCGGGCCACGGACGCUCGUCGCUUUAAUUAGAAAACAGUUCUGGAUAGUGAAUGCAAGGGACUUGGCGCGACAAGUCGUUCGCUCAUGUAUACAUUGUCGCCGCUAUCGACCAACUCUCGAAAGGCAGCUAAUGGGCCAACUGCCUAAAGAGCGGAUCACACCAUCUAGACCAUUUUCAAGAUGUGGAAUAGACUUUUGCGGACCAAUCAACGUCUAUUUGCGCAUCCGGGGUAAGCCGCCUACCAAGGCCUACCUAGCCGUCUUCGUUUGCUUUGCCACGAAGGCGAUACAUGUCGAAGUGGUAUCGGAUCUCACGACGGAUAGCUUCAUUGCAUCACUAAAGCGUUUUAUUGCCCGACGCGGACUUCCCUCGGACAUAUUCUGUGACAACGCUACAAAUUUCGUAGGAGCUAACAACAAGCUCGAAUCGUUGAAGCAGUUUCUGUUUAAAGACGAAACAACAAGAACAAUCCACUAUUUCUGUCGCUCAGAGUUCAUUAACUUCCACUUUAUUCCACCCAGGGCUCCACACUUCGGGGGCAUAUGGGAAGCUGCAGUAAAAAGUGUCAAGGGACUACUCAAUCGCACUCUUCGAGACACCAGGUUAACCUUCGAGGAGUUAGCCACUGCAGCUGCUGACGUCGAGGCGAUCCUGAACUCUCGCCCGUUAACGCCGCUCUCAUCAGACCCAAACGACCUGGCCGCUCUCACGCCUGGCCACUUCUUAGUGGGUGACGCACUCCGAGCACUACCGGAACUUCCACCAAUCGACGACAACCUGGACAAGUUGGAUCGAUGGAAAAGGGUCAGCGCACUCAAACAUCACAUCUGGAGUCACUGGAGCCACGAGUACAUCAACGAGCUCCAAGUUCGCACAACCUGGACGAAGACUUCACCAAAUUUGGCUGUCAACGACAUGGUCAUCGUUCACGAGGAUAAUCUUCCCCCACAACGGUGGCUUCUUGGGCGCAUAGUCAGCACGAUUGCAGGAGCGGACAACAUCCGAACGACAGACCGCAUUCUUGCCCACAAGUCGUGGAGCGAAGAGACCGCCUCUCCUAUCCCGCUCCCUACGCCGCGCCAAACGACCAUUCCGGGUAAUUGUAACACCUCAAUAACAAGUGCAGUGACCAGCAACUGUCACUGCUACCACAACAACAACUUCGUCAGCGGACCAACUGAUUAUCGCUGUGCCAGCUGUAAAAAAUUCAGCAACACCGACCAUUGCACUGGUUCAAUAACUCUAGCCGCAGUCUUCUGCCAACCACGCUUUCUAAUCUCCGAGGAUCAAUUCAUGGAACUCUUUAACACACUAGGUGACAGAUUCAUCGCAGCGGGUGACUAUAACGCCAAGCACACCCAUUGGGGAUCUCGACUUGUGACGCCAAAGAAUAGGCAGUUGUUCAAUGCGCUUAUGAAGCCGAAAAACAAGCUAGACUAUGUUUACCCGUGA